Messenger RNA from Oryzias latipes (Japanese medaka), 902 nucleotides. RefSeq names its product zinc finger protein 862. The record is from RefSeq and is a predicted model, not a curated record. NCBI's taxonomy places the organism in Eukaryota, Metazoa, Chordata, Actinopteri, Beloniformes, Adrianichthyidae.
CCUGCAUUAGAAUGUGGUAACACUUUCUAAUAUCACUAAUCAUUUGAUGACUAAUAACCAUGUCGUUGAUGGGUCUUUAAACUCCACUUACUCACUGAUCAUUUGGAUGUUUUAUUUUCAGAAACCAUGAUCGAUCACCUCCAGAAGCGUCUCGGUGAUCUCUACUCCAACAGUGUUAUUUCAAAGUUUAGGGCUCUAGAUCACACAUUGUGGCCCGAACUGGAUAAUGAUAAACAUUCCAAAGAAGCCUUUGUGCUUCAUGGCAGAGAUCAGAUAGGUGGUUUGGUGGAACACUAUGAAGAGGUGUUCAAGCGCCAUGGUGUUGACCCUGGAUCCGUGCUUCACCAGUUCUGUCUUUACAAAACGUGGGCCAAGAACUGCCAGACAUCCAUGAGGAACACACUCAUCACUGUUCUAAAAAGAGAGGAUCUUAAGAAGAGGUUUGAUGCUCUGGCCAUACUGAUGGAGAUUUAUGUCGUCAUGUCCGUGAGCACUGCCAUGUGUGAGCGUGGCUUUUCUUGCAUGAAGAGAGUGAAGUCCGACUGGAGGUCCUCCCUCACCACCAUACAACUGAACCGACUCAUGUAUAUUUCCUUGGAGGGCCCAACAUGUGACAAGUUUGUUCCUCUGAACUCAGUAAAUUAUUGGUGGGGCGCGGCUGUGAGGAAGCCAGGCUUCACUGCUUGGAAACAAAGAAUCGAACAACCAACUGAUGAGGAGCUGAAAAGAGAGCUAGAGGAGAUAGACAGAGAAAUGGAAGCAAGCCGAGAUGCUGAAGAUGCUGCUAGAGAGAGGUUGAAUCAUGUCACAGAGUCUAAGGAAGAUAAGGAAGGAGUGGAUAGAGAGGCUACUGAAGAUGCUUAAGAGAGACUGAAGCAUGAAUCUCAGACUCAAAUGCAAUA